CUCGGCUUCCGCGGGAACGGGAACGGAGCCUCCGCGGGGUGAGCGCGUCUCCUUUGCCGAGCUGGAGGAGGAGGAGGGAUGAGCAAGGGCAAGGACGAUGCCCCGCACGAGCUCGAGAGCCAGUUCGUGCUGCGGCUGCCGCCGGAAUAUGCCUCCACUGUGCGGCGAGCAGUCCAGUCCGGGAAUGUCAACCUGAAGGACAGGCUCACCAUUGAGCUGCACGCGGAUGGGCGCCAUGGGAUUGUCCGUGUGGACCGGGUGCCACUGGCAGCCAAGCUGGUGGAUCUGCCCUGCAUCAUCGAGAGCUUAAAAACCAUCGACAAGAAAACCUUCUACAAGACAGCGGAUAUUUGCCAGAUGCUUGUUUGCACCGUGGAUGGCGAUCUGUACCCCCCUUUGGAAGAGCAGACUGUGAGCACUGACCCCAAGGCAAACAAGAAGAAGGACAAGGACAGAGAGAAGAAAUUCAUAUGGAACCAUGGCAUCACUCUUCCCCUGAAAAACGUGCGGAAGAGGCGAUUCCGGAAGACAGCUAAGAAGAAGUAUAUUGAGUCUCCUGAUGUGGAAAAAGAGGUGAAGCGUCUCCUGAGCACUGAUGCCGAAGCUGUCAGUGUCCGCUGGGAAGUCAUUGCUGAAGAUGAAACAAAAGAAGUGGACAACCAUGGUUCACUCACCAGCCUGGACAUCUCUUCCCCAGGGAUGUCGGGACACAAGCAAGGCCACGGCUCCUCAGAACACGAUGAACUGCGGGAGAUAUUUAAUGAUAUCAGCAGCAGCAGCGAGGAUGAAGAUGAGAGGGAUCAUCAUGACGACGAAGACCUGAACAUCAUGGACACUGAGGAAGACUUGGAGAGACAGCUGCAGGACAAGCUGAAUGAGUCUGAUGGGCAGCAGCAGGAGAAUGAGGGGUCCAACCAGAUUGCCAUGGGGAUCCAGAAACAGAUUGACAACCUGAAAAGUAAACUCCAGGAGACUCAAGACAGGAGGAAGCGCCAGGAGGAUCUCAUCAUGAAAGUGGAGAACCUGGCCCUCAAGACUCGUCUCCAGGCUGUCCUGGAUGAGUUCAAGCAGCAGGAAGAGCGAGAGAAGCAGCAGAUGGCAUCCCUGCAGGAGCAGCUGGAGUCCCUCAUGGAGAAAUGAGGAGUGGGCUUAGGUCUUUGUAACUGUGAGCAGAGCUGAAAGUGGUGGUCACCUGCCGUGCUGAAGUCUUUGCUUUACUCACACACUUCUGCUGCCAGAAGUGCUGCUGGUGCUAGAGGUUCCAUGUCCAGAGCUGCUUCCACAUCCAUUGUGCUGGGUUUGGCUGGUGGAGCUGAAGAACUGGACUGUGCCUGUGAGAGCAGCCAAACCACUGGAUUUACUGUAAAUACUCACUGAUCUCCCUGGGACAGCACAGUGUUGGUUUCUGCAUCUUAUUGAAUCUGGGGCUCGAUGGGCUGUGGCCUGGUAGGAGCUUGUUCUUGUGUUUGAGGAAACUCUAAAAAAACUCUAAUAAAGUACCAUUUCCAACCCU
This is a messenger RNA of Corapipo altera (White-ruffed manakin), 1513 nucleotides long. It is a transcript of the gene TAF7L, whose product is annotated as TATA-box binding protein associated factor 7 like. Lineage: Eukaryota; Metazoa; Chordata; Aves; Passeriformes; Pipridae. Gene Ontology annotation, biological process: RNA polymerase II preinitiation complex assembly; transcription initiation at RNA polymerase II promoter. Gene Ontology annotation, molecular function: RNA polymerase II general transcription initiation factor activity. Bases 79 to 1140 code for a protein of 353 amino acids. Gene Ontology annotation, cellular component: transcription factor TFIID complex. The record is from RefSeq and is a predicted model, not a curated record. The transcript is spliced from 11 exons.